AUGUCCAAGCCGAUCCCGCCGACCUGGCGUCGGGGCGCUUCCUCGUCGCCCUCGCUCACGCCCACCGAGUUCCCCAACGGCGUCGAGACGCCUCAUUCCGAAGACGACAUGGCCUAUCUUCGAUCCAUGUCGUACGUGCACACCUCUGGCCGCUUUUCCUCGUACAGCACUGUUGCGGGUCACGAUUCUCCGCGAGGCGGCUCCAACUCGCCUCACGGUACACUCGUCAACCCCUCCGCGGCACCCACCGACUAUGCGUCGAGCGACAACGAGAGCCACCAUCCCAAGACCAAGCUCGAUUCGCUCGCCAAGCGCAGUCCGCUGAAACAGAGCUCCUCCUGGGAGGCGCAGGAGCUCGGUUCCCGACCCGUCGAGGUCGACCCUGCCGCGAUGCAAAAGAUGAAGUACGGUCGAUUGCGAUACCUCGACGGACUUCGAAUGAUCGCUGCUCUGCUGGUGCUCACUUCGACCGUCAUCGGCAACACAUCGCCGCAAUGGGCGGUGGGAUCGAGCAUCCUCUACCCGUUCAACUCGAAAUUUGGUAUCACGCUCUUCCUCGCUCUGCAGGGACGAGCGUUGACGUUGCCCUGGUUGAUCUCCCGCGCCGACUGUCUGGCCAACUUCAAGGAGGCCGCUGCCAAAGCCAAGGCUGCCAAGCUCGCCAAGGCUACACCGCCGGUCAAGACGUUGGAUGAAAAAGUCGCCCCUCCCGUCGCACCCGUCGCGCCAGUCAUGGCAGACCGCAAUCGACCCGAUUUCAAGCUCUACGGUAUGGCCAUGAUCUCCCGUCCUUUCCGCUUUUUGCUGCCCAUCCUCUUCGUCACGGGUGUUCAGUACGGCAUCUGCCGCGCAACCGGGCUCUACCCAGACAAUGUGAAUUUCGAAACCCUCAUCGGAACCCGACCGGGAUGGUGCUACGCCAGCGGCGCGCAGUGGAUCGUCACCGCCACCAACCUCUUCACGUCAGAAGACCGCCCGACGGAAUUGCUCCAGGAGGCAGGUCCGAUUUUCGCUCUGCCGUGGUUCUUCCAGAACAGCUACUAUCUCUACGGCGUCACGAUGAUCGUGGGCAUUCUGCAGCGGGAUACGCGGGUGGCGUUUUUGGGCGUUAUGGCGCUGUUGAACUGGACGACGUUGAGCUAUCUUGCUCCGGCGAUGCUCGGUCUCAUGGUUGCGGAACUUGACGUUUCCGGUCAAUUUGCUCGGGUUCGUCGUUCUCCAAUCGCCAAGUGGGGAUUGCAGAUUCUCUGCACGGUGCUGUUCCUGGUCUUCCUGCUGGUGCCGCAGGUGCGCAACCCGGUCAACUCAGGGCUCGCCCACCUCCAGGUGCUCAGGCCAACCAACCGCGACGGCGCCAACAUCUACGACGUCAUCCGGUUCACCGACGUCCUUUGCUCCACACUGCUGCUGGUGCUGCUCGAGCUUAGCCCGAUGGCGCAGCGCGUGCUGUCCGUGGCACCGUUGAGCAUGAUGGGUCGUCAACUGGCUGCAGCGUUGGUGGCGAUCCAUGCCAUGGUGCUGUGGAGCAUCAUGCCCAAGGUGUUCCCCAUGACCGCUGCUUCUUCGGUCACGAGUGGGGCUGCCACCAACCUCGCGGGGAUUUGGGCGCUGACCUUGAUCAUCUCCCUCGCCCUCAGCACCGUGUUCAGGGUCGUAGUCGAGAUCCCAUCCGAGUUGCUCGGCAGAGCAACCCUCAUCUUCUUCUACGGCCAGGAGGAGAUUCAGCAACUCACCAUGAGCGAGAAACAUGUAGAGAAGGCGAGACGCAGUGGAUACUUGAUGCCCCUCCCCAGUCUUGGCAACCCCAUGGCCAAGUUGGGGCUGAACAAGGUUCCCUGGUAG
Messenger RNA from Kalmanozyma brasiliensis GHG001, 1842 nucleotides. RefSeq lists its product as uncharacterized. The record is from RefSeq and is a predicted model, not a curated record. The transcript has a single exon. Lineage: Eukaryota; Fungi; Basidiomycota; Ustilaginomycetes; Ustilaginales. Gene Ontology annotation, cellular component: cytoplasm. Gene Ontology annotation, molecular function: beta-1,4-mannosyltransferase activity. Bases 1 to 1842 code for a protein of 613 amino acids.